Geodia barretti is the source of this 2302-nucleotide messenger RNA. The record is from the annotation of a GenBank genome assembly. NCBI's taxonomy places the organism in Eukaryota, Metazoa, Porifera, Demospongiae, Tetractinellida, Geodiidae.
AUGCGAGUUCUUAUCUUUGCAGUUAUUGCCGUUACUUUUCAACAAGUAUUGGCCGACACCGAGUCCGCAACACGUCAUUCCAAAACGACGCUGGCCAACCUCUAUACGGUCCUCAAGAACGUGGCUCUGCCGCCGACCAGCGCCGAUGCCACUGGCGAUGAGUCGACCGAGCAGCGAUUGGUGAUGCUUCUUCCCGGAAAGGUACCAAGUUAUUACGACUACUUCCCCGGUGAUGCGUACGAGGCCUACCUUGAGAACCCGGACUACGGGUACACCGAUAAGCAGGUUACGAUCCCUCCGCGGGUUAUGGAGAACAUGUUCGCACUCGCAGACGUCAUUCCAGGACGCUAUCCGCUGCGAGGAGCAGAGUCAGGGGAAAGUAUGGCCAUCAUCUACGAAAACAUCCUUAACAAGAUGGAGGUGAAGGGUUUCAACCAAAAAACGCAAGAGGAGAAGAAGCGCUACGUCAACGCCCUCAAUUAUCUCUCCGAGGAGAUCCCAGAUCCGCUAGACGUCACUCAGAAUGUGACUCGGUUCCAAAUGUACCGUAGAGGCCAAGAUCUCUACAAUGAGCGAAAGCUGGAGAUGGAGAAUAUCUUCGAUGAGAAGCGCGCGUCGCUCUCCGGGAUCGAGUACGAGCUGUGGUUCCAGCGCAACUUCCCGACGCUCAAGUCCCACGUGGAGGGCGCCUACACGGAGUGGCUCAUUUUCGGUCAGAAGGAGAUCGUGGAGCUGUACAAGAGCUACCUUGACGUGGAGUCGCCCGGUGUAGACCUGGAAAAGGCCAGGAUGGCUCUGCGGGCUUCCGGACUUGCUUCGCUGGAUCGAACCAGGACAAUCUAUCCCGUUUCCUUUGUUCCCAGCAACUGGUACCGCUAUCUUACCAACAUAUCCCGCCUGGAUGAGGCUCAACAGAAGCGACAAGAGAUUCAAAUGGAGUCCCGAGAUGAGAUUCUGGUCAAAAUUGGAGACCUAGAAGGACGUAAGAAGAUCCUUCUAGCCCUCCAAACUGAGGAACCUUCAGCUGAGCUUAGCAAAGAGUUUUCUGUCCUGGAGGCAUCCCUGGAUAUAUCUAAUGCACGGUUGAGUAAAUUUGCAAAUGACACCGAGGAAUUGCGACAAAAAUGUCUUAUUAGUCGAAUUAGAGCCAAAAACACCAAAAGCUCGCUUGAAACGAAAGAUUGCCAGCAGUAUGCAAGUGCUACUGGAGAGGCAUUCGAUACUGUGUCUGAUAACACAGAGCUGUAUGCUAGUGUACAUGACAUUGACUAUCAGGUCAACUCAUACCAACUGACUCGGGAAGCACUCAACGAAACUGCCAUUGCGAUUGAUGAUGAAAUCAAGGCCCUCAAGCAGCGACUGGCUAAAACAGACAUCAAGUUCUCUCACCUCGCUCGUGAUGCCAAGCAUGUAGCUGACUCCCAGGAACAGCUCGACUCCAAAUGGCUCUCUUUCUCCUUUGAUUCUAAAAAAGAUACUUCCAGUUCUUUCUCUGCUGCCUCGGCAAAAUCCUCUCAUGUUGCAGCCAGUUUCAGAGCUAGUGGAACAUUUUGGAGUGCAAGAGGGUCAGUUAGUCAUUCUCGUUCCCGCAAGGAGUCCAGCUUCUCAGCAACAAUGAAUAGUGCCCAUACAUUGGUCAGUGGACAGUUGCUACGGGUAACCAUACAGAGACCAUGGUUCCGGCCUUCUGUUUUCAAGAGCAAGCAAUUCCAGAUUAAGUCGGAUGACUCAGCCCGUGUGUCUCCUGGACAACUUCCUGGAGAGGACAAGUACAUCAAAACUGUCACUGAGCCGGGGGCCAACUACCUCCUCCCCGAGUACGUGACUGGUCUCCUGCUCUCCAGGAACAUAAAUCUUGAAUUCAAGGGGAUCUCAGCCUCUCAGUCGGCCCACGCUGUUCAUUCUGCCUCUAGCACCAGUUACAGUUUCGGCGGUAGUUAUGGAUGUGGUUUCUGGAGCGUCAGUGCAAGUGUCUCUGGGAGCCACCAGUCUUCACGGUCCAUGAAAACCUUUUCUGCCGAGAGCACCAGUGAUGGUCUGAGGGUCUCCAUCCCCGGGGCCCAGAUCGUUGGCUACUACACACAAGUAGUGCCCAAGUUCCCUCCACAAUAGCUGUCUCAAGAUAUGCAGCAGUGUAUGACACCUUCAACUGUAGCUAUACCUAUACCUAGUGUUUAGACUUUUUAUGACACUCUAGGAUGUUUCUGUACAAAGUUACUAGUUACAUGAUACUCUACACUUAGUUAACGUUUGUUUAUCUGCAAUAGUUUCAUACUCUUGCAAAGAAUUUUGCAUCCAAAAA